GUUCAAUAUCUUUCUUCCCAGCUGACCUUUAGGAUGUACGGGUCUCGCCCUGGCACAGGGAUUGAAAAAGGUACUCUUGCUUAUUCAUUCAAUUCACAACCCACGGCUUAACAGCAAUGUAGGCAGGGAUUCCCUUCGUCGUAUAUGAGAAGAACCCUACCCCCGCACUCCCGCGGAACUGGAGCAUGGGAUUACAUUGGGGCAUGGAGCCUCUUUCCCAGCUCGUGCCGGAAUACAUCCUGGCCCGCAUUCAAGAAGCCCAGGUCGACCCGCACGUUCCUACAAAGGAAACAGACCGUGUGCGCUUCCUCAACGGCCAGACGGGCGAACUCAUCAAGGAAAUAGACUCGUCCAAGUUCUACCGCCUGCGCCGGGACAAACUCCGUCGACUCCUUCUCACGGACAUGGAGGACGGAGUCGAGAUCCACUGGGGAAGAACGGUGGAAGGAAUCGAAUACUCCUCCGACGGACAGACGGUGACCUGUCGGUUUGCGGAAGGAGGGAGCGAUACUGGGCUGGCGCUCAUGGCAACCGACGGCCCGCAUUCGACUCUCCGUUCAUUAUUACUGCUAGACGGCGUGGCUGCAACGACGACUCCCAUCGACUAUGCCGCGACGAUGUGUCUGACACGACAUACUCGCGAGCACGCUCUCUUUCUGCGCAGUCCGCCGCACCAUCCGCUCUACCAGGCUGCCCCGCAUCCAAAGGGCUACUGCGCCUGGCUCAGUCUGCUGGACGGCGACGAUAAAGAACACCCAGAGAACUGGACUUUCUUCCACUACAUCUCAUGGAAAGAAGGGCGCGAUGAAAUUAAUCCGCGUCGCACUCUGCAAGAACACGUCGCCCACAUCAAGACCCUGGGCAGUGAGUUCGUCGACCCCUGGUGUAGCGUGUUCGCCUGGAUGCCCGAUGACUGCCAGCAGGUCACCUACGCCAAGAUGCAUCACUGGGAUCCUAGCCUCCCCGAGCAUCGCUGGGAUAAUCAUCAGGGCCGCGUAACUCUAGCGGGUGAUGCUGCCCAUCCCAUGACCCCCCAGCGCGGACAGGGACUCAACCAUGCCAUUCAGGAUGCCUUUACUCUCUGCCAGGCUAUUCAGAACUUUUGGCCUCAUCGUCGUGACCCCUCCUUCAUGGAUGCCCGUCACGCCGCUAUCAGUCGGUACGAGGCUGAGAUGAUUGAACGGACAGGCGCCGAGGUUCGUCUGAGUGCCCAAACGGCGGUGGCCAUGCAUGACUGGUCCAAGCUGAUGGAGAGCCCUUCAUUCAAGCGUGGUCUCCAUGUCGAACAACAGUCGUAAUAUGCCUGAAGGGGAGAGAUGAUGAUAGAUAGUGUGGUGGUAUGAUUCGAUCGAAAGAAUAACUUACUAGAUAUAGAUGUACCGGUGUCUGAGCUUGUGAAAGAGAGAGAUCCAGGAUAAACCGGUUGGUGAAUACAUCAGUGAAGAUCAGUAGACACCAAGUGAUGGAUUAAUCUGGACUUACAGGGUCUCUCACAGCGUCAAGCUAUAUCAGUAGUGUCAUGAUUGAAUUCUAUAUAGGGAAGGUCAUAGUUGAUUGAUGAGGCUGACACUUAUCGACUAUAGUUAAGAU
Molecule: messenger RNA, 1590 nt
Organism: Penicilliopsis zonata CBS 506.65
Lineage: Eukaryota; Fungi; Ascomycota; Eurotiomycetes; Eurotiales; Aspergillaceae
Exons: 1
Coding region: 186-1298 (370 amino acids)
Molecular function (GO): FAD binding
Source: RefSeq, a predicted model, not a curated record